Messenger RNA from Pectinophora gossypiella (pink bollworm), 1859 nucleotides. RefSeq names its product transcription initiation protein SPT3 homolog. Gene Ontology annotation, biological process: transcription by RNA polymerase II. The record is from RefSeq and is a predicted model, not a curated record. Lineage: Eukaryota; Metazoa; Arthropoda; Insecta; Lepidoptera; Gelechiidae. The coding region runs from base 80 to 1027 and encodes 315 amino acids. Gene Ontology annotation, molecular function: protein heterodimerization activity; transcription coactivator activity. The transcript has a single exon.
AGCAAUUGACAGAACAGGACUUGUUAUUUUUGUUUUGUCUGCGUAAAUUAUUUUCAAAUAAACGAGAUUAGGUACGAAAAUGGUUUCCUACUUCACCGUAGAUGGUACUGGUGAGAAUACGAAUUUCCAGAAGGAAAUAUCGAACAUGAUGCACGGUUUUGGUGACAAUCCGAACCCGAACGCGGCAACCGUUGUUUUGGUCGAAAAUGUCGUUCUGCAGCAACUAAAAAGCAUGCUGCAAGAAGCAUCACACUAUGCAGUACUUCGCGGUUCUAAAACUAUCACGAAUUUUGAAAUAAUUUACUUAAUGAGGAAGAAUAAAAUGAAGUUAAAACGCCUUCAUGAUUACCAAAUAAAAAUGGAUGUGAUUGACAAAAAUCGCCAGGUGAAUGUGAGUAAUCCUACGGAGCCGAUAAUAUCUGGAAUAAUGUUAGAAGACGAGAAGGACCCUAUGAUUAAGAAGAGACGUACACACAUUGACGUUAUAAGAGAACUGGACGAGGCAGAUGAAGUAGGUCAAAUCAAAUUCGAUGUCAUUGAUUAUUUGAGGAAAGUAAGAGCGAAUAAAAUCACAGAAUCUAUGUGCUAUGACAAAUAUGAAGCGUAUCACAAAGCACGUUGCAGUUCGUUUCGGACCAGUAAUAAUGUUGGAAGAGGAUUUGUGAAGUUAGAGCGCUGGAUUAAUCCAACGAAGGAACUUAAACUUACUAUACCAGCAUUAGAGGUUUUAUGUUUUGUUGCUUACGAAACAGUUGCUGAAAUUGUUGAUGCCGUAUUCUUAAUUAGACAAGAUGCUAAGAAAAAGUAUGGAGAUCCGUUCAGUAAAUUUGAGGGUGGUUAUUUUUGUAAUCCGAUGAGUUUGAACAAUGCAGUGUAUAUUAAAUCUGGUUUCGAAGGAGUUCCAGCUAUUACUGUAGCAGAAGUAAGGGAGGUUUUGAGACGUUAUUUUAAUCCAAGAACAGGAAUGAAUGGGCUUUUCUAUAGAAAUAUGAAUCUUGAGUUACCUUCUAGGUACAUAGCCAUUUAAGUUAGAUCUGAAGAAUAUGAUAUCAUGCACUAUAUAAAUUUACCAGAGUGUAAGUUCAGUUCAUUUACAAUAAUGUAAAAAUAUACACACAUACAAAGACAUAGCUCUUGUGUCCAUGUAGAGGUAGGCAGAGGUGUAUAGUCUAUAAACCACUCCUCGCCAGCUAUAUUUAAGUCCAAUGUAACAGGGGAUGCUAAUAACCCAUCAACCAACCAACCAAGAAGACCUUACAUGGAACAGAUUAAAGAGAAGACGAACAUUGUGUCUUAAGGUAGGGAAAGGUAGCGAAAGAAUUUGACAGACAAGAAUGGAAAAUGCUACACCAACAAGAAUGUGCUUUUUAAAUUGGAAAAAAGAAAUAUCCAUUAAAAUAAGGCAAAAAAAUCUGGGCACUCACUACCGUUUAUAUGUUGAGUAUGGCAGUUAUUACAUUAUGUAGUUUAGUGGUACGUAGCGGUUUACACCAGACAAGGAAUAUAAUAAAGUGGUACCCAUAAUGAUUAAUUAAAGAAAUUGGUCUUAUACAGAACAUGUAUAAGAUCAAUUUCUUUAAAAAGGUUGCUAUCUAAACGAUUUAAUGUUAUGUUAAGGUAGUAACACUUAUUACAGUUAUGUGCCUGAUGUUGGCAACACCAACUAAAAUGUUUGAUUUUUAAGGUGGUAACAAUUUUUGUAAACUCUUCCUGUGCAACAAGAAUAUAGUGUGUAUCAUUUUAUAACUGACUCUCUCACCUAUGUUUCAGCCAUAAUGUAACUAUUUUGUAGGUAUUCAACUUGAAUUGAAUCAUCAAACAAAACAAAACUAGAAUAAAGUACUGUGUGACUUAUUCAA